Messenger RNA from Corythoichthys intestinalis (scribbled pipefish), 2208 nucleotides. Its product is annotated as E3 SUMO-protein ligase ZBED1-like. Lineage: Eukaryota; Metazoa; Chordata; Actinopteri; Syngnathiformes; Syngnathidae. The transcript has 2 exons. The record is from RefSeq and is a predicted model, not a curated record. Bases 106 to 1959 code for a protein of 617 amino acids. Gene Ontology annotation, molecular function: DNA binding; protein dimerization activity.
UCGUUCAACUCGGCUCUUGUUUCCACACGGACUAUUAUUGCAGAGGCACAAAUCAAUCCGAGGCGAGCGGAAGUCUGUCGUAAAGCCAUUUAUUAAGCUCUCGCAAUGGCGGAGUUUCAGGAGGAAUCCGUUCGUAAACGACAGAAAAUGUCCAAAGUUUGGAAUCAUUUCAUACUCAAAAAAGAAGAGCGAAAGGUACAGUGUAUCUACUGCAACGCAGAACUGGCGUUCCACAACAGCACGUCUGUGAUGAUGCAGCAUCUGAUAAGGAAGCAUCCCGAAAGCGUCGACAGUGGCUCAACAAGCGUCGCCUAUACAAGCUUGAUACAGCGGCCCGGGGACAUCUUUGCUCGCCCAAAUCAGCCAUGCACUGUUGAAGAAGCUGCCUUGCUAACAGAAAGCAUUUUAAAAAUGCUGUUGACUGACAUGCACCCACUGUCCAUGGUGGAGGACGAGGGAUUUAAAAAGAUGAUUUCUACACUCAACCCAAACUACAGCAUGCCAUCAAGACUUCACUUCACAAACCUGAUGGAAAAGAAGCAUCUACAAAUAACGGAGAGAUUGAAAACCGUCCUUCAGGAAGCAGAGUGUGUUGCAUUGACCACAGACAUCUGGAAAAGUACGGACUCAGAGGGCUAUCUCAGAGUGGCCUGUCAUUUCUUGGGGAACGAUUGGGAGAUGAGGUCCUUUUCCCUAUCAACGACGCUUCUCAAAGAAACGGACACGGCUGCCGAUAUUGCUGAUUGGCUGGAGGAGACAACUGUCAAAUUUCUUAUUCCAUUCUCAAAGGUGAAAGCAGUUGUUCACGACAACGGGGCCGAUAUAGUGGCAGCAGCUCUGAUUUUAAAGGAACGGCACGGCUGGGCGUCUGUGAAGUGCUCAGGACACACUCUGAACUUAGUUGUACAGAGCACACUUAAAAGCAGCAAAAGCAUAGUUAAUUGCGUGUCUUCUGCGAGAACCCUGGUUGAACACUUCAAGAAAACUGAAUUAGCCUGCGGUAAACUUAAAGAAAUGCAGCUACAAAUGGGAAUGCCACCGCUAAUGUUGAUUCGGGAUGCAAGUGCUCACUGGAACAGCACGUAUCAUAUGCUGUCCAGGCUCGUCGGAUUAAGAUGGGCCAUGACGGCUGUUCUUGCCGAUCCUGCCUUCAAUUCAAAUAGUAAAGCACACUCGCUAGAUUUAAACCCAGAGCAGUGGACCCUCAGCGAGGAGCUGACUCAGCUCCUUGGGCCAUUCGAAAGAGUGAUAGAGUUUCUACGUGGGGAGCAAUAUGUGACUCUCUCUGCUCUUCCACAGCUGAUAUACAACCUCAAGAAAGCAACGCAGAGUUUUGCAUUUGAAACCGCAUCAGUAAGGGCAUUCCAGGCUGAAGUAGCAGAACAAAUCACAGAUAGAUGGAAAGAGCACUUACAGUUUCAACCUGACGCUCCGAAUACUGUCCUCCUAGCUGCUGCCUUGGACCCGAGGUUCAGGAACCUGAAGUUUUUGCCAGCUGAAGAUGUUCUUGAGGUCCAAAGUGCAAUCCAAUCCUUGGCACUAGCUGUAAAAAGACAGUCAAACGAAAGUAAAACGAUAGCCACCGCUUUAGAAGGCUAUCCAGCUUCAAAUGAUAAACCAUUCUUAAACAGUAUUUUAGGGUCGUCAUCAGACUCCGAGACAGACGACGAUGAGGACGAGCUAAGAAGUCAAGCCGUGCAAAAGGAAGUUUUGCAGUAUUUUGGAGAACAUCCUCUCUCCAAGAAGGAGAAUCCACUGCCAUGGUGGAGAACAAAUGCAGUACGAUAUCCAAAUGUGGCAAAGCUGGCCAAGUUGUUUUUCUGUAUCCCGGCCACAUUGACACCAUCGGAACGUUUGUUCUCUACUACGGGGAACGUCGUCUCAAAGCGUACAGCGAGUCUUAGUUCGGAACAUAUUGAUAUGUUGACUUUUCUCCAUUGUAAUCAUAUGCUGUUGUAAAGGCUAGUAGUUGCAUACAUGCAUUGAAAAAAGAUCCCUCACUCAACGCACAUGUUCACAGCCCUACCUAGUACCUACCUCAUCUAUGUGACCAUUAGAAGUUUGUUUUGUGAUUACAGCUACUAAGCCUAUUAUUUUGUAAAUGUUAUGUGCCUCCUGUUUCUUCACAUCUGCAUUUUAAUUUAUCUUUGCACGAAACCUCUCUUUUGCAAUAAACAGGCUUAGUUUUGGAGCCAAUACCCGGAAUAA